GUUUGGCAGAUCAUCUGAAAUGUUUGUACUGCCAUCUAUUUCAUAAACUAGACUUAUAUAUCUAUAGACACACACAUAUAUAUACAUAUACAUAUAUAUAUAUAUAUCAUUGGAAUUCAUAUCUCCAUGAGGCAAGAACACUUUUGCAGCAGAAGAUACUAAAUUCUAAACUGUUCCAUCUGGGAGUGACUCCUCUUCCUCAACAUGCAUUGAUCAUAGCUAAUUUUGGAUGCCUUUGCAGAUAUGGCAUUUGGCUGGCCACAAAAUAUUCCUGACACUCUUCAGGAAAUGUGCUUGAAUAUUUUUGUCAAAAAUCCAGAGGCAUUAGCCACCAUUACAGAGGGUAAUCGUUACACUUUACGCCCUGGCAUUUUCUUGCCACAGGAAAUAUGUGAAGGACUUUUGAAAGCAUGGCGAGAACGACCUGAAGAAUUAACUGAUGAUAUUCUGUACAUUUUUGAAGACCCUUCUCGGACUCGUCUUGCAAAGGUUAAUCUUUCUCAAACUUCAGUAACUAAUGAUGGGUUGGCCUACAUUCAGAAACAUACUCUUAGUGAUCUCUGCCUUUUGUCAUGUUCGAACAUUGACCCGUCUCGUUUGCUAUUUGAAAUGCUUAAUACCUCAGGUUAUUCAUUGCGAACACUGCAACUUGGAUUUAAGGAUUUACAUCAGAAGUCCUAUUUCAGUGAACUAAAGUGUCAGAUGAGCAAUGGUGAACAAUUUGUACAUAAUGAUAAACUAACUAUUUUUAACUGCCCUAAUUUACAAUGCCUCUCUUUGAGAAAAGUAAGCUUCAAAAGUUGUCCGUUACUGCUGAAUUCAGUGCUUAUGCCAUUGAAUCGACUCACAUUCCUUGAUCUUUAUCAGUGUGAGCUGAAACCAGAGUGCUUUGACUUUUUGAGCAAUGUACCCAAGCUGCUGUCACUCAGCCUGGCACAGGUCUAUCUACCCAAAGACAAAAUUGACAAAAUUAUAGAUUCUAUAUGCAAACAUGUGAAAGGAUUAAGGCAUCUUGAUUUAGGUAUGUUAGACCAAAGAUCAAAGACAAAUUACCAAGACCCUGAAAAAAUUCUCAGCAGGAUAAUUCUCGGUCUUCCUGAUCUUGUGUCCUUGGAUAUUUCUGGUACAAACCUUGCUGGAGAGAAAGCAGUGACACCAGAAUCACACCGACUCGGGGUCAGAAGACCAAAUACGAAAUUAAAAGAAGAAGAAUCAGAAGAAACAAACUGCAGCAUUCCUGGUUUACAUGGGAAAACUCUUGAUUUUCUUGGACUUUUAAACUGUGCUAACGAUGCUUGUGAACGAGAAAGCAUACCUGCAAAACUAAUCACAGGUGAUGCCAAUGAAGAGCAGAUCUUACUCUCUCUGCAAACCUAUCAAGACAGAAGCUCUCAUAUUAUUGUGGCUUUAAACAGUCUUUAUAAUCUAUUUCGGAGAUCUGUUGUGCGUAAUCAAGCCGAUGCACUUGACGCUAUACUGUCGUGCAUGAAGCAACACCCAAAAGAUUGGCAUGUUCAGAUUUCAGGGAGUGCCUCUUUGUUUUAUAUUGUGAAAGGAGAACAAAUGGCUCAUGCUCCAAGGAAAUUAAGGAAGAAAGCAAUUGAUAUCUUACUUGAUGCCAUGGAAAACAGAGAUGACGAACAAACUAUGCUGAGGAAUGGUUUUCUUACCCUCUGCCACUUUGAUAUUCCUCACGAAGUGCUUUACUGUUACAAACGUCUUGUCAAAAUUCUCCUUGGUGCUGUAACUCCAGAAAACCAAGACCAUUUAGUGCAACGUAUUGGUAUAUCUCUGCUGAAUUGUCUGGCUUGCCAAGUUGAUGGCACUGAGAAGAGAAUGGUCGGAGAGUUAGGGGUCAUUUGUACCAUGCUCUCCAUUGUUCGGCGGAAACUUGAGAGUAAAGUUUGUGAUGAGACUUUGGAGGUUUCCUGGAGUACCAUGUGGAAUGUGACUGAUGAGACUCCUUCAAACUGUGAAAAAUUCAUGGAUGGAGACGGCAUGGAAUUAUUUAUUCAGUGUCUCAAGGAAUUUCCUGAGAAACCAGAGUUACUCAGAAACAUGAUGGGACUUAUGGGAAACAUAUCAGAAGUGAAAUAUUUGAGACCAAGACUGAUGAAUCAGAAAUAUAUUAGUAAAUUCAGUGAAUUGCUGAAUUCUACAAGUGAUGGAAUUGAAGUCAGCUACAAUGCAGCUGGAGUUUUGUCUCACAUAGCUUGUGAUGGUGCUGAAGCUUGGAUUAUUGAUAGCCCAAGACGAACAGACGUUCUCAAAACAAUGGUCGGUGUCAUAGAAAGUUGGGAUAUAUCAGCCAAACGUAAUAUCAAUUACCGGUCUUUUGAGCCAAUCUUACGUCUUGUACAAGCAUACGAUACCCCCGAGGCGCAGCACUGGGCUGUUUGGGCUUUGUGCAAUUUAACGCGUGUUUAUCCUGAGCGUUAUUGUUCUCUUCUUGAGAAAGAAUCUGGAGUAGAAAUUCUUCUGGCGCUUAAGGCUGAUCCACGACCAUAUUCUCGCAUUAAAGAACUUGCCUCAAAGGUUGUAAGUCAAAUCACAGAAAACAAGAACAAAUUUCUUGAACUCUCUAAUAUACUGGAAUAA
Messenger RNA from Octopus bimaculoides (California two-spot octopus), 2598 nucleotides. Its product is annotated as protein zer-1 homolog. The record is from RefSeq and is a predicted model, not a curated record. Gene Ontology annotation, molecular function: protein binding. Gene Ontology annotation, cellular component: Cul2-RING ubiquitin ligase complex. Lineage: Eukaryota; Metazoa; Mollusca; Cephalopoda; Octopoda; Octopodidae.